Molecule: messenger RNA, 1215 nt
Organism: Candidozyma duobushaemuli
Lineage: Eukaryota; Fungi; Ascomycota; Pichiomycetes; Serinales; Metschnikowiaceae
Exons: 1
Coding region: 1-1215 (404 amino acids)
Source: RefSeq, a predicted model, not a curated record
AUGGGCUUUGUGGCUCCAGGCCUUCGAUAUAGACGCAAACAGUAUGGAAGACGACCACCAAAGCGUGAGUUUUCUGUGAGGAGAAUCCUUGCUGUUCCUAUAGACCGCCUGAAGGUUCGCAGAGCAAGGACAUCAAGGCUGCAGAAUGAGACAUCGGACUCCAUCCUCGAAAGACUACCACACGAUAUAUUAUGGGAGAUCUUUCUACUAGCAGGUAUAUCCAAUGGCCUUCCCGCGCUGUCCAAGUACUUUAACGAGGUGUUGAGAGCGCCCAAGUUGGUCGAAGAUGACCCUUCACUGGGAUAUAACCGAUGGCUCUUCCUCAAGGUGCUAGACCAUUCUUUGGUUCAUGAUCUCAACGUCAAUGUGAAAGAUGGGUGGCUAGAGAAGUUUAGUAACGCUGCUGAGGGCUACGAUACUUCCGUGGAACCUGCUCGCUCGAUUACUGUUAUGCAACUGAGGGAACUAAGCAAUGUCUUCAAUGAGCCACAUGCCAUAGAUGUGGACACACUCAACCGCAAAUUCAUGAGCGGUGCUGCUUUUGAAAUCAUCAAGAAGAGGUAUCCCAGAAUUCAAGUCUUAACAGGUGAAGAGAUUGCUGCUCAGAUCGAGCACCGUGACGCUCUAAUAUCCUAUAGAUACAAUGUGUUAGUUGAGGCGCUCAAAAAGGCGAAGGACGCUGACGAAAACACUGAUCCCAAGGAUAUACUAGAUCAGGUAGCUAAAGAAAAGGAUCUUGUUUCUCAAGCAGAAUCAAUACCUAUUCAACUGCUGACUCCGUCCUUGAUACUACCGACCUCUCUUUACAAACAUUUGAGCCACGAAAAAGCCUUGAUGAUAAGAAGCUUGAUUGAAACAUGCCGGUGUGAAUUUGAAAACGAAGUACCUUAUCUCAGAGCAUGCUUCGAUCGUCUACCCUAUGAACAGUUUCCCGUAUAUGCUAAGCAUGGUGGACGUCAGAUAAACUACACUGUUGACGAUUUCAAGCUGUACGUUGAGUGCAUUGUUAAGGUAGAAAAGUCGACUGAUGGAGAGCAACAGGAUGAUGACACUUUACAUUGUCUUUACAGUUUAGCUGAACGUGCACUUGAAAAUUGUCCCAUCAAGGACCAUGAAACCCUACAGGAACUAGCUUGGUUAACCCUGGAAGUUAAGCUGCGUAUAUUACGACAGCUUCUUUCGGCCAAGUCGAUAGAGUCGCUAGACGACAUGUAA